AGCACGCAAGUGGCAGCAGCUACAGAAGCAAAGGUACUCGGCUCAGCGGAAGUUUGGGUUUGUCGAUGCACAAAAGGUAGAGAUGCCGCCAGAACACAUCCGCAAGAUCAUCAAAGAUCAUGGAGAUAUGACUUCCCGCAAGUUCCGACACGAUAAACGAAUCUAUCUCGGUUCAUUGAAGUACGUUCCCCACGCCAUUCUGAAGCUCCUGGAGAACAUUCCUAUGCCCUGGGAACAGCUGCGUGAUGUAAACUGUCUAUGGCACGUGACGGGUGCCAUCACCUUUGUCAACGAGAUUCCCUGGGUGAUUGAGCCCGUUUAUGUAGCUCAAUGGGGCACUAUGUGGAUUAUGAUGCGUCGUGAGAAGCGUGAUCGUAAGCAUUUCAAGCGCAUGCGUUUCCCACCGUUCGAUGACGAAGAACCUCCGUUGGAUUACGAGGAUAACUUGCUGGAUGUGGAGCCAUUGGAGGGUAUCAACAUGGAGCUUGACGAAGAUGAAGAUGCCCCCGUAUACGAAUGGUUCUACGACCACAAACCACUCGUAGGUACCCCACAUGUGAACGGUGAAACGUACCGACGCUGGAACCUGCCUAUCCCUGCGAUGGCCAAUUUACAUCGUCUGGGUAACCAGUUGCUCAGUGAUUUGGUGGAUGAUAACUACUUCUAUCUAUUCGACACAAAGUCCUUCUUCACUUCGAAAAGUUUGAAUAUGGCCAUUCCAGGGGGACCUAAAUUCGAGCCAUUGUACAGAGACUCGGAACUGGGAGAUGAGGACUGGGACGAGUUCAACGACAUCAACAAGAUUGUCGUGCGUCAUCAGAUCCGUACAGAGUACAAGAUCGCCUUCCCUCACCUAUAUAAUAGCAAACCCCGUAGUGUGCAUCUCUCUCUAUACCACACACCCAGCAUUGUAUACAUCAACCCCGAAGAUCCCGAUCUUCCAGCGUUCUACUUCGAUCCACUUAUUAAUCCUAUCAGCGGCAGACAUGCCGCCAACCUGAAGCGUAGAGAGCCAACUUUCGACGAAGAAGAAGAGUUUGAACUUCCCGAGGACAUGCCUCCCUUCCUGGAAGACACGCCACUCUACACAGAUAACACAGCCAAAGGUAUCCAGCUGUUAUGGGCGCCAUAUCCCUUCAACGUGCGAAGUGGCCACACGCGUAGGGCUGUGGAUGUGCCUCUGGUCAAGAGGUGGUACCAGGAGCACUGCCCUCCGAACCAGCCGACCAAAGUGCGAGUGUCCUACCAGAAACUACUCAAGUGCUAUGUACUCAACGAGCUACACCGUCGACCCCCUAAGGCGCACAAGAAACGUUACUUGUUCCGCAGUUUCAAACAAACCAAGUUUUUCCAGUUUUCUGAGUUGGAUUGGGUGGAGGCUGGUCUGCAAGUGUGUCGCCAGGGUUACAAUAUGCUUAACCUGCUGAUUCACCGAAAGAAUUUGGAUUACUUGCAUCUGGAUUUCAACUUCAAUUUAAAGCCUGUUAAGACUCUCACUACCAAGGAGAGAAAGAAGUCGCGUUUCGGAAACGCCUUCCAUUUGUGCAGAGAGAUUCUACGUUUGACCAAGUUGGUGGUAGACUCCCAGGUACAGUACCGACUGGGUAACGUGGACGCAUUCCAGCUGGCCGAUGGUUUGCAGUACAUUUUCGCACACGUCGGUCAACUCACGGGAAUGUACCGAUACAAGUACAAGCUCAUGCGGCAAAUCCGUAUGUGUAAGGAUCUGAAGCAUCUCAUAUACAACCGCUUCAACACGGGGGCUGUCGGCAAGGGUCCUGGAUGUGGUUUCUGGGCCCCUGGAUGGAGAGUGUGGAUCUUCUUCCUCAGAGGUAUUGUACCUCUCUUAGAACGCUGGUUGGGUAAUCUGCUAGCGCGUCAGUUCGAGGGGCGACACAGUAAGGGUGUGGCCAAGACGGUCACCAAACAGCGUGUGGAGUCGCACUUUGAUCUGGAGCUGCGUGCCAGUGUGAUGCACGAUAUCAUCGAUAUGAUGCCCGAGGGUAUCAAGCAAAACAAGGCCAGAACCAUCAUGCAGCAUCUGAGUGAGGCGUGGAGGUGCUGGAAAGCCAAUAUCCCGUGGAAGGUACCGGGAAUGCCCAUUCCCAUCGAGAACAUGAUCCUGCGCUUUGUCAAGAUGAAAGCGGAUUGGUGGACAAACACCGCGCACUACAACCGUGAGCGUAUCCGCCGAGGUGCCACUGUCGAUAAGACUGUGUGCAAGAAGAACCUGGGUCGUUUAACGCGACUGUACCUGAAGGCAGAGCAGGAGAGACAGCACAACUACCUGAAGGAUGGUCCCUACGUGACGCCUGAGGAAGCUGUGGCUAUCUACACCACCACCGUUCACUGGCUCGAAUCCCGAAGGUUCUCUCCCAUCCCCUUCCCGCCGCUAUCAUACAAACAUGACACUAAGCUGCUGAUCUUAGCACUGGAGCGUCUGAAGGAGGCCUACUCUGUCAAGUCACGUCUCAACCAAUCACAACGCGAGGAAUUGGGUCUGGUCGAACAGGCCUACGACAAUCCCCACGAGACCUUGUCGCGUAUCAAACGUCACUUGCUAACUCAGAGAGCGUUUAAGGAGGUCGGUAUUGAGUUCAUGGAUCUGUAUAGUCAUCUGAUCCCCGUGUACGAUAUCGAGCCGUUGGAGAAGAUCACGGAUGCGUAUCUGGAUCAGUACUUGUGGUACGAGGCGGACAAGCGACGGCUGUUCCCGCCAUGGAUCAAGCCUGGAGAUACCGAGCCCCCUCCCCUCCUGGUUUACAAGUGGUGCCAGGGAAUCAACAAUCUGGUGGAUGUGUGGGACACGGCUGAGGGCGAGUGCAACGUGAUGCUGGAGACCAAACUCGACAAGAUGUACGACAAGAUCGAUCUGACCCUGCUCAAUCGUCUGCUGCGUUUGAUUGUGGAUCAUAACAUUGCGGAUUACAUGACGGCGAAGAAUAACAUCGUCAUCAACUACAAAGAUAUGAACCACACGAACUCGUAUGGUCUGGUCAGAGGUCUGCAGUUCGCGGCGUUCAUUGUGCAAUAUUAUGGACUGGUCUGCGAUUUGCUUGUUCUAGGUCUACAACGUGCCUCGGAGAUGGUUGGUCCUCCGCAAAUGCCCAAUGACUUCCUGUCGUUCGCUGAGACGGCGACUGAAACACGUCACCCCAUUCGCCUGUACACGCGUUACAUAGACCGUGUGUACGUGUUUUAUCGCUUCGAUGCGGAGGAGUGCCGUGAUUUGAUCCAGAGAUAUCUCACUGAACAUCCCGAUCCUAACAACGAGAACAUUGUUGGAUACAACAACAAGCGCUGCUGGCCUCGCGACGCACGCAUGCGCCUCAUGAAACACGACGUCAAUCUGGGCCGCGCCGUGUUCUGGGAUAUGAAGAAUCGACUACCCCGUGCAGUCACGACCAUCGAAUGGGACGAUUCCUUCGCGUCGGUGUACAGCAAGGAUAAUCCGUCUAUCCUGUUCAAUAUGUGCGGAUUCGAGGUGCGCGUCUUGCCUAAGUGCCGUACGCCUGGGGAUGAGCUUACGCACCGAGACGGUGUGUGGAAUCUGCAGAACGAGAUCACCAAGGAGAGAACUGCCCAGGCGUUCCUGAGGGUUGAUGAUGAACGGUUGGCGCAAUUCAACAACCGUAUCAGACAAGUACUGAUGGCUUCAGGUGCCACCACCUUCACCAAGGUGAUCAACAAGUGGAAUACCGCGCUCAUUGGUCUCAUGACGUACUUCCGCGAGGCUGUGGUCAACACACAGGAGCUCUUGGAUCUGUUGGUGAAAUGCGAGAACAAGAUUCAAACUCGUGUCAAGAUCGGUCUGAACUCUAAAAUGCCCUCCCGAUUCCCGCCUGUGGUGUUCUACACCCCCAAAGAGCUGGGUGGCCUGGGCAUGUUGUCUAUGGGCCACGUUCUGAUCCCCCAGUCGGAUCUGCGGUGGUCUCAGCAGACAAACACGGGCAUCACGCACUUCCGAUCCGGAAUGUCGCACGACGAGGACUCGCUGAUCCCGAAUCUGUACCGGUACAUCCAGCCGUGGGAGAGUGAGUUCAUUGAUUCGCAACGUGUGUGGGCCGAGUACGCGCUCAAGAGGCAAGAAGCACAGCAGCAGAACAGACGCCUGACGCUCGAGGAUCUGGAGGAUUCGUGGGAUAGAGGUAUCCCUCGUAUAAAUACGUUGUUCCAGAAGGACAGACACACACUCGCCUACGACAAGGGAUGGCGUGUGCGCACAGACUUCAAGCAGUACCAGGUGCUGAAGAACAACCCUUUCUGGUGGACUCAUCAGAGGCACGACGGUAAACUGUGGAAUCUGAACAACUACAGAACCGAUAUGAUCCAGGCCUUGGGUGGUGUCGAGGGUAUCCUCGAGCACACGCUGUUCAAGGGAACGUACUUCCCCACGUGGGAAGGUUUGUUCUGGGAGAAGGCGAGUGGUUUCGAAGAGUCCAUGAAGUACAAGAAGCUUACCAACGCCCAGCGAUCCGGUCUGAAUCAGAUCCCGAAUCGUCGGUUCACACUUUGGUGGUCGCCUACCAUCAACCGUGCCAACGUAUACGUCGGUUUCCAGGUGCAAUUGGAUCUAACUGGAAUCUUUAUGCACGGAAAGAUCCCGACGCUCAAAAUCUCUCUAAUUCAGAUCUUCAGAGCGCAUUUGUGGCAGAAAGUUCACGAGAGUGUGGUUAUGGAUUUAUGUCAAGUGUUCGAUCAAGAGCUGGACGCGCUCGACAUCGAAACCGUGCAGAAGGAAACCAUCCACCCGCGUAAGAGUUACAAGAUGAACUCGUCUUGUGCCGAUAUCCUGCUGUUUGCCACGUACAAGUGGAACGUGUCUAAGCCGUCGCUGCUCAACGACACACGUGACACCGCCGACAGCACGUCGACGCAGAAGUAUUGGAUCGAUGUGCAGUUGCGCUGGGGUGAUUUCGACUCGCACGAUAUCGAGCGAUACACGCGUGCAAAAUUCCUGGAUUACACCACGGACAACAUGUCCAUCUAUCCAUCCGCAUCAGGCACGCUCAUUGCGAUCGAUCUGGCAUACAACCUACACUCGGCCUACGGGAACUGGUUCCCGGGUGCCAAGCCGCUGAUCACACAAGCACUGGGCAAGAUCAUGAAGGCUAACCCUGCACUCUACGUACUGCGCGAGCGUGUGCGUAAGGCGCUGCAGCUAUACUCGUCAGAGCCCACGGAACCUUAUCUGUCGUCUCAGAAUUACGGAGAGUUGUUCAGUAACCAAAUCAUCUGGUUUGUUGAUGAUACCAACGUAUACCGAGUAACCAUCCACAAGACCUUCGAGGGUAAUUUGACCACCAAGCCCAUCAACGGAGCUAUCUUCAUCUUCAACCCCCGAACCGGUCAGCUGUUCCUGAAGAUCAUCCACACAAGCGUAUGGGCGGGACAGAAGCGUCUGGGUCAGUUGGCGAAGUGGAAGACGGCCGAGGAAGUGGCGGCGCUUAUUCGUUCGCUGCCCGUCGAAGAACAGCCCAAGCAGAUCGUGGUCACCAGAAAGGGUAUGCUGGAUCCCCUCGAGGUGCAUCUGCUGGAUUUCCCGAAUAUUGUGAUCAAGGGCAGUGAGCUGCAGUUACCUUUCCAGGCGUGUAUGAAGAUCGAGAAGUUUGGUGACUUGAUCCUGAAGGCUACGGAGCCGCAGAUGGUGCUGUUCAAUCUGUUCGACGACUGGCUGAAGACUAUCAGUAGUUACACGGCCUUCUCCCGUCUCAUUCUGUUGCUAAGGGCGCUGCAUGUGAACCCCGAUAAGACGAAGGUUAUUAUCAAGCCAGACAAGACCACCAUCACGGAGCCCCAUCACAUCUGGCCCACAUUGACGGAUGAUGAGUGGACUAAGGUGGAGGUGGCUCUAAAGGAUCUGAUCUUGGCUGACUACGGUAAGAAGAACAACGUCAACGUCUCAUCACUGACACAGAGUGAGAUUCGAGAUAUCAUCUUGGGUAUGGAGAUCUCGGCGCCCAGUGCUCAGCGUCUACAGAUUGCGGAGAUUGAGAAGCAAACGAAGGAGCAGUCUCAAAUGACAGCUGUGACUACGCGCACAACCAACGUUCACGGUGAUGAAAUGUAUGUCACCACUACGAGCAACUACGAGACGCAGACCUUCUCGUCCAAGACUGAGUGGCGUGUACGUGCUAUCUCGGCAACGAAUCUACACUUGCGUACGAACCACAUCUACGUAUCGUCAGAGAACAUCAAGGAAACAGGAUAUACGUAUCUCCUGCCGAAGAAUCUGUUGAAGAAGUUUGUGAUUGUUUCGGAUUUGCGAACGCAGAUCUCAGGAUACUUGUAUGGAGUGCAUCCCGAGGAUAACCCGCAGGUGUAUGAGAUUCGAUGUAUAGUGAUGGUGCCCCAAUGGGGUACGCAUCAGACUGUGCAUCUCCCACACAUGCUGCCCGACCACGAGUUCCUGAAGGAUAUGGAGCCUCUCGGAUGGAUCCACACUCAGCCGAAUGAGACCCCUCAGCUGUCACCACAAGAUGUGACAACGCAUGCCAAAAUCAUGGCGGAGAAUCCAUCUUGGGAUGGAGAAAAGAGUGUGUGCAUCACGUGCAGUUUCACACCCGGUUCCGUAUCGCUAACGGCAUAUAAACUCACUCCCUCUGGUUUCGAGUGGGGUAAGAAUAACAAGGAUACAGGAAAUAAUCCUCACGGAUACUUGCCCUCUUUCUAUGAGAAGGUCCAGAUGCUGCUUGCUGAUAGGUUCCUAGGAUUCUUUAUGGUGCCAUCAUUGGGAUCAUGGAAUUAUAACUUCAUGGGUGUCAAACACACGCCCACUAUGAAAUACGAUAUCAGCAUUGGUGUGCCACGUGAGUUUUACCACGAACAACAUCGUCCGUCACACUUCCUGCAGUUCGCGUCACUUGAGGAUGCAAAGCUGGCACAGACGGAUAGGGAAGAUACUUUUGAGUAGUGUGAAAGAAUGGGAAAAGUACGCGAUGCAAAUAAACGGUGAUUAUACAUUUCAAAGUGAA
Molecule: messenger RNA, 6974 nt
Organism: Sphaeroforma arctica JP610
Lineage: Eukaryota; Ichthyosporea; Ichthyophonida
Product: pre-mRNA-processing-splicing factor 8
Exons: 25
Coding region: 83-6913 (2276 amino acids)
Biological process (GO): mRNA splicing, via spliceosome; spliceosomal tri-snRNP complex assembly
Cellular component (GO): catalytic step 2 spliceosome; U5 snRNP
Molecular function (GO): U5 snRNA binding; metallopeptidase activity; U1 snRNA binding
Source: RefSeq, a predicted model, not a curated record